AUGGGUUCCUCCACCACUGACGCCAUCUCGGCGCUCUCGCCCUCCCAUUUUGUGAACGCAGCAACUUUCAACCCGGUGGCCUUUCUGCUCUGUACCAUCCUCACGACGGCAGCGGCCUUUCAUCUUUACACAAAAACGACGAGACGAACGUACGGUUUACCUUUACCGCCGCAACCGCCAUCGAAGCCAAUCUUGGGCCAUUUAACGGAUUUAGUCAGUGAGAAUAAGGCACGGCGGUGGCAUUUGAAGUUGGAGGGAUGGGCGAGGGAGUAUGGUGCUAUUUUUGGGGUGAGGACGGGGUUUAUUGUUGAUUAUUAUGUCAACUCUGAUGUUUUGGUCAAGGAGCUUUUUGAUAAAAAGUCUGCGGUGACAGCGGAUCGACCUGUUUGGAUCAUGUCGAAUGAGAUUUUGAAUAAUGGGUUCAAUACCCUGUUCUUGGAUGCGAGUGAUCCGAUUUGGAAGAAUCAGAAGAAGGUGAUUCAGCAGCUUCUCGCGAGUCCCCAGCAGGCGGGGAAGAUUGUGCCGUUCCUAGAGUAUGAGACGAUGAGAUUCCUUCGCGAUAACGUCGUCGAGCCGGCAGGUGGGCUUUCGGGGGCUCGGCUUUCGAGAGGCAUUGAGCGGUAUACGUACAGCGCGUUCGCCAUGGUUAUUAUGGGCAUGGAUGUGCCUAAUGACGACGACUCGGUCAUCGACUUUCUUCAAGCUGUAGAUACCUUCCCCGGCGCCAAUAUCAUCGAUCUCGUCCCUUCUCUGGGGAAGUUACCGCUCUUUCUCAAGCCCUGGGAGAAAAGUGGGCGCGCGAGGUAUAGACGGGACCUCGCGUGGGGGAUGAAGCGAGUCAAGACGGUCGAAGACGCGAUGGCAAGAGGAGACUCCUCGUUCGAAGAGACUUUCUUGGGGUCAGCGCUAGCAGAUGAGAAGCUCAAGGGGAUGACGUGCAAGGAGGAGCUUGCGAUUUUGAGCUUUGCUUUGAUUGUUGCUUCUGCGGAUACUAGCCGGAUGACGACGUGGUCCUUCGUUGAGGCCAUGAUGCAGUUCCCCGAAGCUCAGGCUCGCGCACAGGAGCAAAUCGACAAGGUCGUUGGCGAUAGACCGCCGGUAUACGAGGACUACGCGUGCAUUCCUUACAUCCGCAUGCUCCUCAAGGAGGUAUGGCGAUGGAGGCCGCCGGUGGCGCUGGGACAUCCUCAUAUUACCUCACGGGAGGUGGAGGUUGGGGGCUACAGGCUUCCCAAGGGGGCGCGAAUUCAUCUUAAUGCAUAUGCUAUUAGUCGGGAUCCCGCGAGACAUGAGGAUCCUGAUCGGUUUUGGCCGGAGAGAUUUGAGCAUGAUGAGACUUCUACGAUGGAAAGCAUCAACGCGCAGGAUCCGACGAAGAGGGAUCACUUCGCCUUUGGAGCCGGUCGUCGCGUUUGUCCCGGAUACACCGUCGCAGAACGCUCUGCCGCCGUGACGAUGAUGCGCAUCCUUUGGGCGUUUAAGAUCCUGCCGGCCGAAGGGGCGGAGACGCCGUUGGAGUUUGCUGAUUAUGCUGAUUCGUUGCCAGGGAACCCGGGGAAGAAUAUGCCUGUGAGGUUCCUGUGUAGGAGUGAGAAGAGGAAGAGGGUGAUCCUGAAGGCGUUUGAGGAGAUGGAAGGUGGACGGGAGAAAAAGGUGAGUUUCCUAGAUGCUUGCUAUGGUGUCUCUUGGUGGGUGGGCGCUGGCUGA
Molecule: messenger RNA, 1707 nt
Organism: Colletotrichum godetiae
Lineage: Eukaryota; Fungi; Ascomycota; Sordariomycetes; Glomerellales; Glomerellaceae
Product: cytochrome P450
Exons: 12
Coding region: 1-1707 (568 amino acids)
Molecular function (GO): monooxygenase activity; oxidoreductase activity, acting on paired donors, with incorporation or reduction of molecular oxygen; iron ion binding
Source: RefSeq, a predicted model, not a curated record